UUCAUUAUUGCAAGCUUUUGUGAAGAAUAUUUCAUAGAUAAACAGUAUAAUUAUUUUACAAACAUUUGUAUGUACAUAGUGACAUACAUAUUUUUUUUUAUCAUUUAAUGAGGCAUUUAAAAUAGACACGCGCCUUUCGUGACUAAUACCACAAUAUUUAUAUGAAGAACGAUAAAUCCCCGUUAUUUAUUAAUAAGGUGCCAAAGUUUCGAUAGUACAUGCGUACAUAAAUAAUUACUUCGUACAUAACUUGCUCCUCAGUCCAAUCAGUCAGUCGCAAUGUGGAAGUUGGUGAUAGUUGUUUUGUGUCUAGCACUGGUCGUCGAUGCCGCGCUCGUACGCAUACCGUUAACUAAACCCAGUAAGAAGCGUUCGAUUAAAAAUCAUAGCACACACCUGGCCUUGCUGCGCAGCAAAUACAAUUCGAGUUUCAUAGUAACCAACGAACAAUUGACCAACUACCAGGACGAUCAAUAUUAUGGACCGAUCACCAUUGGUACACCACCACAAACUUUUAAUGUGCUUUUCGAUAGCGGCUCAUCGAACUUAUGGGUACCUGGAGCACCGUGUGCUGCCAACGAUGUCGCUUGCUUAACUCACAAUACCUACAACUCAAGUGCGUCGAGCACUUAUCAAGUGAAUAAUCAAAGUUUCGCUAUACAAUAUGGUACCGGUAAUUUAACGGGUUACUUAGCGGUAGAUACAGUGAAUGUUAGCGGUUUGGUUAUAACAGGACAAACUUUUGCAAUAGCGACAUCAGAACCUGGCAGUACAUUUGUCUAUUCUGAAUUCGAUGGCAUUCUUGGUAUGGCUUAUCAACAGAUUUCGGUUGACAAUGUCAUACCACCAUUCUACAAUAUGUACACACAAAAUCUAAUUGAUGAGCCCAUCUUCGCAUUCUACCUGACUAACAAUUCCGCUAAUGGUCUAUCUGCUAAUGGUGGUGAGCUCACGCUCGGUGGCUACGAUUCUACAUAUUAUAUUGGUGAAAUAACUUAUACACCAGUUACUCAAGAAGGCUAUUGGCAAUUCAAUGUGGAUUCGAUUAUUGUUGGUAGUACACCCAUAUGCUACAGUUGUACGGCGAUUGCUGAUUCUGGCACAAGUCUGUUAGCUGUACCGACCGCACUUUACACAACUGUACAGAAUACUCUUGGUGCUAUAUUGAAUGAAGAUGGUCUGUAUGUGUUCGAUUGUACACAAACAAAUAAUCUGCCGGUAGUUUCGUUCAAAAUCGCUGGAACCAUCUUUACUUUAGAUAGCAGUAAUUAUGUUUACGAAAUGGAGGGAAAUUAUGGCAAUAUAUUAUGUGUGUCGGCUUUCGAGGAUGCCAGCGUUAAUCUGUGGAUUCUUGGCGAUGUCUUCAUUAUGAAAUACUAUGCAAUCUUCGAUAUGGGCAAUAAUCAAGUCGGUUUCGCAACCGCUGUUAGUAAUUCCAGCAAUGUACAGCAAGUAGGAGGCGGUGCUUUAAAUUUGAGCCCUAACUUAUUGGGUAUCCUAAUACCUGUUCUAUUUGCUUUCUGCAGACUGUGGUUUUAAAGCAUAAUUGAACGUUGCACGUGACUUAUAUACAUAUGUUAUAUACAUAUCUAUUAUAUAUACUAUAUUAUAAAACAAGAGUGGUGUAUAGCAAUUAAAGUCUCAAUUAUGUAUUGCGACAUCGUUUUAUUUAAUUGUGUAAAUGUAAAUAUAAAUGUCAAUGUUAUAUGUUAAGCCUAUGCAUUUAUAUAUACGAGUAUGUAUGUAUGUAUAUGGCGCUAUUAUAACUUCGUUUUCAACGAAGCCUUAGCUUGCAUUUCAA
Molecule: messenger RNA, 1801 nt
Organism: Bactrocera oleae (olive fruit fly)
Lineage: Eukaryota; Metazoa; Arthropoda; Insecta; Diptera; Tephritidae
Product: lysosomal aspartic protease
Biological process (GO): cell death; proteolysis
Cellular component (GO): lysosome
Molecular function (GO): aspartic-type endopeptidase activity
Source: RefSeq, a predicted model, not a curated record